This is a messenger RNA of Haliotis rubra (blacklip abalone), 4413 nucleotides long. RefSeq names its product cilia- and flagella-associated protein 57-like. Gene Ontology annotation, molecular function: protein binding. The record is from RefSeq and is a predicted model, not a curated record. NCBI's taxonomy places the organism in Eukaryota, Metazoa, Mollusca, Gastropoda, Lepetellida, Haliotidae.
CUCAUGGCAACGGAUGUCAACGAUUGUUGAUGCAGUUCUUCAACUGCAGUCGGUUGUUUUGGGAUUUUAACAAGAUAACCAUAGCGCUUUGAAAAAAUCCAUAAACAUCCAAAAUGUCGAUAGCCAUCGCCCAGGCCAGACACAUCUUUGGCCUGAAGCCAGGUGUGACAGGAAACAUAUGCUACCAUGAUGAGCAGACUAUUGUAUAUCCCUCUGGAUCCAACUGUAUCCUGUACAAUACGGACCAAAAGGUACAGAAAUUCAUACCAGGAACAGACAAAUCUGAGGGAAUGACAGCCCUUGCUGUCAGCCCAAACAGAAGGUAUGUUGCGAUCGCAGAAAAGGGAGAGAAACCAACCAUCACAAUAUAUGAUCUCCAUUCCCUGAGGAAGAAAAAGGUACUGACAUCACCAGAUGUUCAGUCUGGGGAGUAUGUCAGUUUGGCAUUCUCUCCAGAUUCCAAGUACCUGGUAGCACAAGGUGGUAAGCCUGACUGGACUCUGUUGUACUGGACAUGGGAGAAGUCUAAAGUGAUGGCCACAGCUAAAACAUCCAAUCCUCAAAAUACAGCUGAUGUGUACCAGGUGAGUUUCAACCCUCAAGACAACACACAGCUGUGCGUCAUUGGCAAUGGAAUCUUCCGUCACUUCCGCUACAGUGAGGGCAACCUCAAGCCCUUCCCCUUCCAGAAGAUGGAACCCCAGAACUUCCUGUGUCAUGCCUGGGUAUCGGAGGAGAGGGUGGUGGUUGGCACUGACACUGGCCGACUCCUGUUGUUUGAGGCUGGAGAACUGAAGAAUGAGUUCAAUGCUGGAGCUCUCAAGGAGGAAAAGAAAGAUAGUCUAGAUGAUGGCAGCCAGCCAAGUGGCCCACCCCAGAUCUCUGCCAUCGUGGCCUACUCCAAGGGUUAUGCGUGUGCUUGUGGACCUGGCCUUGUUCAUCUUUUUGAGAAGACUGAUGACAAGGAUUUCUUCAAGAAGGCCAGGGACAUCAAGAUCCCAGCUGACCCUAACAGCUCCGACCCCACAAAGUCCCAGCAACAGAUCAUCAGAUGUCUGACCGUUAGUCCAUCUGAGGAGACACUUGUGGCCAGCACAGAUCUCAGCCAGCUGUACUACCUCACCCUCUCGAGUGCUGAUCUCGGCAAGGGAGACCAGGCGACAUUUGAGGUGCUGGCCCAGAGCUUCCACUACAGCCAGAUCAUGGGCCUGGAUGUGUGUAUAAGGAAACCCCUUAUUGCCACCUCGUCCCUUGACAGAUCCGUCCGAAUCUGGAACUAUGAGACAUGUAACCUGGAGCUGUACAAGGAGUUUGCGGAGGAGGCGUUCAGCAUUGCGCUACACCCGUCUGGCCUAUACAUCCUGGUUGGCUUCAGUGACAAGCUUCGUCUCAUGAACCUUCUCAUCGACAUCAGGACGUUCAAGGAGUUCACUGUCAGAGGAUGCAGAGAGUGUGCAUUCAGCAAUGGCGGCCACUUGUUUGCUGCUGUCCAUGGCAACGUCAUUCAGAUUUACUCCACCACAACGUUCGAGAACGUUUCCAACCUGAAGGGUCACAACGGCAAAGUGCGAUCCAUUGUCUGGAGUUUCGAUGAUGCCAAGAUCGUCUCCUGCGGCAUGGACGGUGCUGUAUAUGAAUGGGAUCCUUACAGCGGCAAGCGUCUGGCAGAAAGUGUCCUCAAGUCAUGCAGUUACACUGGCGUAGCUGUCAACAAUGAUGGCAAAACAACAUUCGCUGUAGGAUCUGACAAAAGCCUCAAAGAGAUAGCCGAUUCUUCUAUUCUUCGUGAAGUCCCAUCUGGUGAAAUGACCAUGACAAACGUUGCCCUGUCCCACUCCGGCCGGAUGCUGUUCACCGGUACUCAGCGGGGAACGUUGUGGUCGAUGAAGUUCCCACUCACCAUUCCAGGGGAGUGGCAGGAGCAUCAAGGUCACAGUGCCGCUAUCACCAAGAUGAAGAUCACAUUUGAUGACCAGUUCCUGAUCACAGUAUCAGAGGAUGCCACCAUCAUCCUAUGGAAGAUCCAGGACAAAGAAGGGCGGGGCCUCAAGAGGGACAAAGAAGUGGGCUGGGCCGAAGAGAUUCUCAUCACAAAGAGUGACCUUGAGGAGAAGAACUCCAACAUGAGUGAGCUGAAGACACGUGUGGAGGAGCUGAAGAUGGAGAACGAGUAUCAGCUCCGCCUGAAGGACAUGAACUACAAUGAGAAGAUGAAGGAACUGACAGAGAAAUUCAUCCAGGAGAUGGAGUCGCUCAAAACCAAGAACCAGGUUUUGAAAACAGACAAGGAUAAAGAGGAGGCCAAGCAUGAGGAGGAGAUGUCCGAGCUGAUGGAGAAACAUGCAAAGGAGUUGCAGGAUCUCGAGUCUGCCAACAACCAGAAGCUGAUGCUAGAGUAUGAGAAGUUCCAGGAACAGCAGGCCAAGAUGAUGAAGAUGCAGGAGGACUACGAGCGGCAGCUGCAGGAGAUGGAAGAGAGCAAGGAGCAUGCUCUGGAGGAGCUGACUGAGUACUAUGAGACUAAGCUACAGGAGGCCACCAACAAGCUGGAACAGGCAAACGAUGAGUCUCGCCAGCUGAGUCGCGAGUAUGAGGAGACCAAGCGUCAGAUUGAGGAGGAUGCUGACAGAGAAAUCCUGGACAUGAAGAACAAGUAUGAGAGGAAGCUCCGGGAUGAGAAGGAGGCUAACAUGAAGCUCAAGGGAGAGUCAGGCAUCAUGAAGAAGAAGUUCACCAGUCUGCAGAAGGAGAUCGACGACCACAAGGAGGAGAUCAAGAAGUUCCAGGCAGAGACCAACAAACUGAACAACAUCAUCCGCAACUUGGAGAAGGACAUCCAGGGCCUGAAGAAGGAGAUCCAGGAGAGAGACGACACCAUUCAGGAUAAGGAAAAGCGUAUAUAUGAUCUGAAGAAGAAGAACCAAGAGUUGGAGAAGUUCAAGUUUGUUCUGGACUACAAGAUCAAGGAGCUGAAGAAGCAGAUUGAGCCCCGAGAAAAUGACAUCAAGAACAUGAAGGAACAGAUCCAGGAGAUGGAGAGUGAGCUGGAGAGGUUCCACAAGCAGAACACACAACUGGAGCUGAAUAUCACCGAGCUGAGACAGAAGCUGAAGGCCACAGACAAAGAGAUGCACCAGGAGAGACAGAAGGUGCGUGAUGUUGAGGCCAUCGUCCGCCGCUUCAAGACCGACCUCCACAACUGUGUGGGCUACAUCCAGGACCCCAAGAUGCUGAAGGAGAGCAUCAAGGCCCUGUACCAGAAACACGUCCAGGAGGACAUUACGGAGUCAGCCAGUGUGGAUGCGGACAUCCAGAAGGAGUACAGCAGACAGAGAGAGCACCUGGAGAGAUCCGUUGCCUCACUCCGCAAGAAGCUGGAGAAGGAUUCCGAGAUCCACAAAGCUGACAAUGUCAGGAUCAUGCAGGAAAAUGUGUCCCUCAUCAAAGAAAUCAACGACCUGAGGCGAGAGCUGAAGAUAGCUCGCACAAGCAUCCACGACCUUGAGGCAGCUCUUGGCCUUCACAGCAAAAACAACAAGAAGGCAGAUACUGCAACCCUUGCCCAGAUCACUGCCAAAAACCCAAGUGCACUCAUGGUGACAGAUCUGGAAGAAAAGCUGAAGAUUAUUGAAAUGCAGAGAUUUGAGAUCAAGCGGUUAAGAAAUGAAAUGAGUGAAAUUGAAAUGGGAUCACGGCCGCCAUCAGGCACCAAAUUACAACCAAUAAUGGGGGCUGUGUGAUAAAAUAUUGAAAAGGCUGUGAUAUUUUAAAUGUAACAUACCAUAACAGUUGUAAAUAUGUGUAGCAACCGAAUAUCUUUAUCAUAUUUUCCAAUGAAAGUAUUAAUUGUGUUGUGACAAAUAUAAUGUGAAUUUCACAUCCUUACAGAAAGAAAUAUAUACAUACAAUGAAGUCAGUUGAAUAUUUUGGACAGGUUUUAAUUAUGUUUUAUUCUGUUUUGUUCCUUUUGAUUUAUUCCAUAUAACAAAGUCCCUGUUUGCAUUGAUAAACUGAUACAAAUCCAACAUCUGCAACUUUCUUAUUGAAAAAAUAUUUCUCUGCUAUUUUAUUGGAGUCUGUCAGUAUUUUUACAUGAAGGUAUAAACAAUGGCUGUGAUAUAGUAUUUAUAUUUGUGCUUCAAUGGUGUCAGUAUCCCGUUUCAUGCCAUGAAAUGUAUGUAUUAAACAUAUUGAAGUAUUUUUGGGGUCACAAGCUGGUGUUUUUACAUAUUAGCAGUUUCUGCAAAUACUUCUGAAACUUUUGUUUUAUGAAAAGUAUUGAAAUAGGAAUUUACAUAUGUGAAGUUUUCCGUCCAUGUACAUUCACUUUGGAAGAAGUGUUACUGAGAACUGAGAAGUUAUACACAUUUUAUUAUACACAUCAGCAUUGUGAAAUAAAGCAUUGAAUAGUGA